AUGUCUGGCUUGAUCGGACUUGGCGGAUAUGGAUCGGACUCAGAUUCGGACUCUGCUUCCGGAAGUCCUGGCUCAAGAACGAGAGCAUCGUCGUCUGGAGAGAUGGAAGUCGAUGGAAAGGACGUGAUUACAGUUGGCGACGGGGAUGCCAGUAUGGAUGAAGAGGAGAUUGUCAAUGCCGAUGCAGCGGCCGAAUUUUCUUCGGAAUUGAGAAGGAUGAGCAGUGCUGGGCUUCCUAUAAGCAUCCAACUUCCUCCACCUCCAACUGGCAAAAUUGACCAGAACUCGAAAGUCCAGUACUUCAAAAUGUUAGACGGCUACAAGAAAGGAAUGAACAUCAACAAGCAAAUCAAGAGUGCGAAAUCCUACAGGAACCCUUCAAUCUAUUCCAAGCUCAUCGACUACUUCAACAUCAAAGAAGGCGGCUCCAACUUUCCAAAAGAUGUCUUUGACCCGACAAAGCUUAAAAAUGAUACGAAGUUUCAUUACAAGGAAUUGUCGAAACUUCAAAAUCAGCUUGAGGAAAAACGCCAAAAAGAAGAGAAGCAAAGAAUCCUUUUGGCGAGAGAGAAAGAAGCAGGUCCCGCGGUUGUCAGCUCAAGAUCGAAAAAUCACAAUGGAAAGUCCAUCCCCGCCGUCGGUAUUCUUGCCAAGAAGACAUCAAAGGCUCGUGAAACGCUCAAGAAAGAAAUAGGCGAGGUGAAAUUUGGAAAGAGCAAAUUUAUGAGUCCUGAUUAG
Oikopleura dioica is the source of this 738-nucleotide messenger RNA. The record is from the annotation of a GenBank genome assembly. Lineage: Eukaryota; Metazoa; Chordata; Appendicularia; Copelata; Oikopleuridae.